AUGAACGAUACUUCAGAGCAUUCCAGUGAUGUCUCUCCCAUCAUUUUCGAUGAUAUCUCUCAAAGCAAAUUGAAAGACUCAUCUGAAAAUGAAACCACGGAUAGAAUCAUUAUCAAACCGGUCAAUGAUGAAGAUGACACUUCAGUCAUGAUUACUUUCAACCAAAAGAUUUCUCCGUUUAUCUUGAUCUUGACCUUUACAGCAUCUAUCUCUGGUUUCAUGUUUGGUUAUGAUACUGGUUAUAUAUCGAGUGCAUUGGUCUCUAUAGGUACGGACUUGGAUAAUAAAGCUCUAACAUAUGGUGAUAAGGAAAUAAUUACAGCUGCAACAUCUUUGGGUGCCUUAAUCUCAGCAGUGUUUGCAGGGAUUUCUGCCGACAUUUUUGGUAGAAAACCUUGUCUAAUGUUCUCUAAUAUUCUUUUUGUCAUUGGUGCUGCGUUGCAGGUUAGUGCACAUUCAUUUUGGCAAAUGGCAGUAGGUAGAUUAAUUAUGGGGUUCGGUGUCGGUAUUGGGUCGUUACUAGCGCCAUUAUUCAUUUCUGAAAUCGCACCAAAACAUAUCAGAGGUAGACUAACGGUGAUAAACUCACUUUGGCUAACAGGUGGUCAAUUGAUCGCUUAUGCAUGUGGUGCUGGGUUGAAUAAAGUUCAUAACGGUUGGAGAAUUUUAGUCGGACUUUCUUUGAUUCCAACUGUGGUGCAAUUUACAUGCUUCAGCUUCUUGCCAGACACUCCGCGUUUCUACGUGAUAAAAGGUAACUAUAAGAAGGCUGCAGAAGUUUUACAAAAGAGUUACAUUAACGCUCCCCAGGAACUUAUCGAUCAAAAAAUCCGUGAACUAUCAGAUUUGAAUGAGGCUAUCCCAGGUAAGACCCCUGUACACAAGUUCUUCAACACUGUCAAAGAAUUACAUACUGUCCCAUGCAAUUUCAGGGCAUUGGUGAUCGGUUGUGCUUUACAAGGUAUUCAACAAUUCUGUGGUUGGAAUUCUUUAAUGUAUUUCUCUGGUACUAUUUUUCAAACUGUUGGUUUCGAAAAUUCUACUGCAGUGUCUAUCAUCGUUGCCGGUACUAACUUCGUAUUCACUUUAGUCGCUUUCUUUGCGAUUGAUAAGGUCGGUCGUAGAGCAAUCCUUUUGAUUGGCUUGCCUGGUAUGAUGGUUUCCUUGGUUAUGUGUGCUAUCGCCUUCCAUUUCCUAGAUAUAAAAUUCACUGGCGCUGGUGAAUCGGAAGUUUCCAAUGGUGGAUUCAGUUCUUGGGGUAUAGUCGUUAUCGUAUUCAUCAUGGUAUAUGCAGCAUUCUAUGCUCUAGGUAUCGGUACUGUACCAUGGCAGCAAUCUGAAUUAUUUGCAACAUCCGUUAGAGGUGUAGGUACUUCUUAUUGUACAGCUACUAACUGGGCUGGUUCCCUAAUUAUUGCAUCUACCUUCCUAACAAUGUUACAAAACAUAACACCGACUGGUACAUUUUCAUUAUUUGCUGCACUAGCUGCAGUAUCUACCGUCUUCUGUUAUCUCUGUUAUCCAGAACUAUCUGGUCUAGAAUUGGAGGAAGUACAAACUAUUUUAAGUGAUGGAUUCAACAUCAAAGCUUCCAAACAACUAGCCAAGAAGAGAAAGCAACAAAAUAGCGAAAUGCAAAGGAGAUUUAGAGAAAAGGACAUGGAAGCUUAUCAAAAGGAUAAACCCUCCGAUGAACUACUUGAAAGUUAA
Molecule: messenger RNA, 1710 nt
Organism: Kluyveromyces lactis
Lineage: Eukaryota; Fungi; Ascomycota; Saccharomycetes; Saccharomycetales; Saccharomycetaceae
Gene: ITR1
Product: myo-inositol transporter ITR1
Exons: 1
Coding region: 1-1710 (569 amino acids)
Biological process (GO): transmembrane transport
Cellular component (GO): membrane
Molecular function (GO): myo-inositol:proton symporter activity
Source: RefSeq, a predicted model, not a curated record